AUUUUUAUUACACGAUUUUGUGUGUUAAAAGUCGUUAAUUAAAAAAAAUGUUUUUUAUCAUUUGUCUUGAUGGUAUUUUAUUAGUGUUUUUUUAUAUUAUACGAUCCGUAUGAUGAGAGGAGAAAAAGAUUAAUUUAAAAAUUCAAAAAUAUAGUAUGCCUUUGUCUAAAAAGUUCUGUCCAUAUCUCUAUACAGUUAUACUUAAUAUCUACACGGCCGUGGACAUCAAUCAAUCAAUCACAAUGUACACAAUAUUAUUGCUCACAUUAAUAUCAUCAGUUUACGGUGAAGAAGACGAAGCAGCUGUAACAGAGUUGAAUAACACGACCGCGAUACCAAUAUUCGACGGGCGACCAUCGCAAGCGUACCCACCGUUGCUCGGAUUUUUAUUCUUAUUCAGCAUAAUUUUGAUCGGGGCGGCAGUUAGAGGUCUAAUGUUAUGGACCUCGUUAGACUGUGUACCUUAUAGAGUAGUAAUGUUCGCUUUAGGUGGUCUGUUAGGAUUUUUCGCAAGCAAAUAUGCUGAAUUUCGUCCGUUUGUCGAAGUGUGUUACGUCGACGUCGAUAUCCUAUUAACAAUUUUCUUACCCGUACUCGUCUUCAAUACAGCUUAUAGUGUCGAUUCACAUUCAUUUUGGAGGUGUUUCCCACAAAUAUUGCUAGUUGGGGUGCCUGGUGCUAUAAUGACUGCUUUGAUGUGUGGAUUCAUAGCGUACCAUUUGGUUGAUGCGACGUGGAGUUUCCCUAUGGCUAUGUUGUUUGGCGUUAUAUGUUCACCGAUCUACCCGAUGGGCGUCGUGAGGCGGAUGAAGGAGAUGACCAAAGGAAAAUAUAUGAGCGUUUUGCUCCAAGGAGAAGGAUUAAUAGGUGAUUCUACAGUGAUGAUAGAGUUUACUGUAGUCUUCGGAUACAUCGCGAUGGCUGUGACCGAGCCGUCACAAAUAGCUUUAUUAAUUACCCGUUACGCCGGCGGGGGAAUUUUGAUGGGAAUAUUAAUGGGAAAGAUUUCUGGUACGUUAUUGACUUUGACGUAUUACGACUUGCUAAGCUCUGUGGCUAUAACUAUUGCCGCGGCAUACUUGACAUAUUAUAUUGGCGAGAAGUUCUUUUAUAUAUCCGGUUUGUUAGCUACGACGAUCGCUGGGGUGUUAGUGAGUAACAUAAAGUCGACGAUAGCGGGCGAUGUGGAGCAAGUCUUGUCGAAUUUCUGGAUGAUUUUGGCACAUACUGCCAACACGCUGGUGUUUACUAUGAUUGGAGUUGUGAUUUUUGACAAAGUGUACGAUGUCAUUAGUGUCCGCCAGGCGGCAUUGAUAUUGGUGACGUAUAUGACGGUGUACUGUGCAAGGUUCAUUAUGUACGCGUGCAUGAUGCCCCUACUCCAACGAAUUGGGUACGGUAUAAGCUGGCAACACUGUCUGGCGGGGGUGUGGGGCGGUCUGCGGGGGCCGCUGUCCAUGUCCCUGGCGCUGAUUGUGAUACAGACGCCAUCUGUCGCCGAUGCUGGAGAGGUAUUCAUAAUCCAAACUGCUGGUCUAGUCCUGUUCUCCCUGCUCAUCAACGCGACGAGUAUGAACAAGGUUCUCAAGCUGCUGGGAUUGGCCGAGAUAUCGUUAGCAAAAAAAGCUAAUAUGACCAACUGCGUCAAACGCAUCAUGCUGACGAGAGAUCGGUGUAUUUCUAUGCUGAAAAUGGACAAAUUCUUAGCUGAUGCCAACUGGGAUCUGGUGCAAGAAGGUACAGAGAUAAAGCACCCGUAUCAGCUGCAGAUAUCUGGCCGCGACGAGGACAACGAAGACGACACGUACAUGGGGUACCGGUAUACUACGUGCCCCGACUGCGAGCGGGACAUACCCAACGAGCCCACCAAGAAGGAGUUUGCGGAGAUGAUGAGGGAGGCGAAUCAACGCGUGCUAAAAGCCAUGAAGAUAUCUUACUGGCGACAGUACGAGCACGGCAAGAUCAGCAAAGAGGGAGUGCGGACGCUGGUGCAAGCAGUCGAAGUAGCUGCGGACUCUGAUGAUGCGAGGAUUAAUCUGGAACAGCUGGGGACCUUGUGGAAGCCUAAAGCGCACGCAGUCUGGCUCCGUCACAAGAUGGUGGAUAUGAUGACGCCUGAAGCGGCCAACGCUCAAGUGCCCAGACACCCGUGGCGACAGGUCUGUUACAGGAUAGUGACCAACGUGUGGUUCGACACGUUUAUCUACCUGAUGAUACUCCUGAACACGCCGGUCAUACUGUGCGAGGUGCUAAUGAAGCCGCCCGUGUCGCAGGUCACCAUGUUCACCAUCAAGGGGCUCAAUUUCUUCUUCUUCAUAGUGUACGUGAUGGAGAUCAUACUGAAGAUGAUCGCGUACGGGUUCUGCGGGUACUUCAAGUCUAAUUGGAACAAGCUGGACUUUUUUAUCGUCGUCAUGGCUACCGGAGAUCUGGUCCUGGACAUAAUCGAUUCACUAACCCCCUGGGACAAAUGGAAGAAUAUGAACUCCAACAUUCUGACAGCCACUAAGCUGUUGAGGAUGCUGCGCUUCAUCAGACUCUGCAAACUUGCCAAGGUUUCGGUGCCUAAAUUUAUGGCUUAUAUUGAUAAAAUGAUCGAUAUACAACUGGCUUUUGGCUAUGAUGUUGGCAAGGGCUUUGUGACUGGCGAACAAGAAGUGUGUACGCUUCUGCCUCAGCUGGUUGACAAUAAGCUUAUACAGGAGACGUUGAACGCGAAGUUAGAAGCUGAUAGAUUAGCAGUGACGAGACAGCUGGGUUUGUUGCAACGGGACAGACCGUGGACCGCCAUCACCGUUAAGACACGCCAAGCUACGACUUCAACGCUCAAUAUUAUGCUGUUGGACGCCAUGCAGCUCAAGGAAGAAGGUUUUCUGGACGAGAUGGAAUAUCGUCUUCUAGUGCACGCUAUACAGGUGAAAGUGCAACAAUGUCGGCAUCGAGACAGCUUGGUGGCGCCAUCUUCACCUGAGACGCAACUCCGCGCAGUGUCGUGGUUACAGGGGAACGAAAGAGUUGCCGAGCACUUUCUGGAAAAUUCUGACAUUCAGAACUACAAUUUCAAUGACAUUUUGAUUUCGAGAGGGGAUGAGCCAAAAGGCAUGUAUAUACUGGUGUCUGGUCUCCUGGAGGCGACAUACGAGCCCCCAGACGGGGAAAUGGAUGAGGCUAUACCCAAUUACGAGUUCAUGACUGAUCUGAAGUUCAGUGAGCCGUGUCAGGACUACAUCGUGUCUGGGAACGCUGUGGGGGUCCUCGGGGUGCUGACAAACCGUCCGUAUAACUACACGCUCCGAUGCGACUCCGCCGUGCAGGCGUACCACAUCACGAUGCCGGUCAUCAAGGAAGCCUUCAACCUCGCGCCUCAUCCCAUCAUGGGGCUAGAAGCGGCGAUGUGGCGUGAGAUAGGUAUUAAAUUGUCUAUGAUGGUGUUGCCUUCUGUGCCGGCGUACCAUGGUUGGUCUGUGGAGAGGCUCAGCAUGAGGCUGGAGCACUCGUUUGUGCCAUGUCUGAAGCCUUUUAAGGUAUUCGUGGUUAAUGAGUUGAUGGAAGAUAUAAUACUCCUGGACGGAAUCUGCCAGGAUAUGGCUACUAGGGAAAUUUUCCAACCGCCUUGUUACAUACCCAGGACCGCCCAUCGACUCAUCUUCCCGAAGUCUUCCCAACUGAUGGUGUCCAACAGCUGUCCGGAGACGAAGCUCCUGAUUGUGCCAGCUAAGGAUACUGAUGAACUGGACAUCAUGGAGGACGAGGUCGAUGACCUACAGUGCGAACUGAUAUCGAACGCAUCGUCCCGCUGCCUCUACCAUCGUGUUGCACACAAGUUGUCCAACGAAUCAACCCGCGUGAGGGACAGGCGUGGCCGGAAGCGAAGGCGGGGGACACGACGGGUCAACUACAGGGAAUCUGUGUGGGGGAAAGCACAAAAUACAAGCGACAGAGAAUUGUCAGCUGCUGUCUCGCGGUACUACAAGGGUAGCACUGCAGAUAUGUUCGAACCACAAGCGGGUUCCACAAAAAGGAAUAAUAAUAACAUGAUCAGUACGUUCUCUCCCGAGAUGUCGAUGCGGCAGCUGCGUUCUGAACAAGAGAUCUACAACACUAUGUUUACCAAGAACAAGCGACACUCGAUGGAAAGGAUAAACGAUAUUCUGGAACUAGACGAACCAGAAUAGAAAAAUUAAAUAUAUAUGUAUUUGUUAUAGAAAAUAUACAUAUUGUUGAGUUGCGCAGAAAAUCUUUGAAGAUUGCCAAGCCUAUGCCAAUAUAUAGCAUAGGUUUUAUUUAAAGGAUACCUGUAGGAUCUUGUCUGAGUAUAUAUUAUAAAUAAUUAUACUCGGUAUUUGAUAAAAAUUGUUUAUUUAGGGUUGGUAAAUCACGAGCAAUAUACAUUUAAAAUACCAACAGCUAAAAAUGGUGGAUGACAGCAUUUGUUUUUAAAGAAAAGAAACAUCGCGCAGGCGCGAGCUCGUCGUCACAGAGCAUGCGCGUAGACAAUACCUAUGUAAUUUAAUUCAAUUCUUGUGAGGAAAGCUUUUAGCCUAAAAAUAUCAAUUUUCUCGAUGGUUUUAUUUAGGCAAGAAUAUAUUUUUUAUAGUAUCAUAUACACUGUAUAAAUGCGUAAUUUCUAUGACUAGUAUAUGGAUUGAAAGAGCGAUAUCAAUGGAACUUUAUAAAUAACUUUGUUUAUAUGGUAUGUACAAUUUUGAUUAAAUCGUAACUUACCCUACAGAU
Plodia interpunctella (Indianmeal moth) is the source of this 4734-nucleotide messenger RNA. Its product is annotated as sperm-specific sodium:proton exchanger-like. The transcript has 23 exons. Gene Ontology annotation, molecular function: monoatomic ion channel activity; potassium:proton antiporter activity; sodium:proton antiporter activity. Bases 156 to 4175 code for a protein of 1339 amino acids. NCBI's taxonomy places the organism in Eukaryota, Metazoa, Arthropoda, Insecta, Lepidoptera, Pyralidae. Gene Ontology annotation, biological process: regulation of intracellular pH; potassium ion transmembrane transport; proton transmembrane transport. Gene Ontology annotation, cellular component: plasma membrane. The record is from RefSeq and is a predicted model, not a curated record.